CUGCACCUCGAUGCUCAGGACGACACAGGUUUGACCCAAGUUUCUCCAGACAUAUCGUGAUUCUCGCAGUGCAAUCCAGCGCUUGCCCCGUUAAUCCUAAGUCAUGUCUUCGUCGGAGUCCAGCAGAAAGCUCGCAAGGACUGGUUUGGGGGACUCAUCCAAAGCCUCCUACAGGUCUCGGAGGAGUAUCGUGAACACAGCGUUGGAACUGGCAAAGCAGCACACAGGCGACUCUGCCCAUCUCACAACGAUCGCGGGAGAUGUGUACUGUCAUAUUUCUGGGACCCUGGGAGACACCAAGUACAACGCCUUCUGUACGGACUGCACACUCGUGACGAUCAACUACUGCGAGAGGGCUCUCGAGCAAGUUGCGCAAAUCAGUGUCCAGGGGCUACAAGAUGCCAGCGGAGGGUCCGAUGUGUCGGCGGCACAGGUCCAGAAAAUCAAGGAGAUGCGGGGUUUGAUUAACCACGACUACCUGGUCCUGGAGCUGGAGAGUGGCGGUGCCGCAAAGCUACAUAUUCUUGCGGAGAAACUAACAGGGCGUGCACAAGUUGGCAUCCACAUAGAAGCGCUGGUCGACAAGUCAGAAGUUGACUACCGUCUUCACGAAGGCGUCCGCCUCUACGCUAUGCAGUGCCGGACGAAGAUCGGAUUAUCCAAGAUCGAAGAGAUUUUGAAGGUAGCUACCGAUCCUCAUUACAACUUGAAAGACAACAAUUGCUGGGACUACGCAUUUGCCGCAACGCGUCGGCUGCUGAACGAGUGCGCGGCGUGUGUAGGCCCUGAGUCAUCUGAGUACAACAGGUUGAAGCAGAUGCAUGACAGCCUGGAAGGUGAUCUGAACCGAAAGUCUAUUAAGGCAACCUUGAAGACGGCGUGUGAGUAUAUCAGAAGCUCCUACAUCUCUUGAUGUAUGUGCAGUAGGAGAAUAUGAAGCAGACGUUACAUGUAAUCAUAUGUGCCAAAGCCGAGAAGUAGAUGCUGUACUAAGUAGUGACUAUGAUAGCUUGCUAUUUGGAUGUCCUCAUCUAAUAAAGGACAUCUAUAUGAUAGAAGGAUACGCAGAUGUUAUAACACUACAGAGUAUAUGCAGAGAAUAUAGUGCAAUACGCUCUUGAGACGUUCCAGAGACAUUUCGCAGUGGUCCAUUUAUUAUCCGGCAGCUAGGCUCUGCACCCAUGUGCUUCGCACACUCAACCCUUGUCCCAUCGACGGGCAAGAAGAAACACGGUCCUAGUUCACCUUCUGUACAGACUGACAGGUGCUGUUAAAUAACGAGUCUGUUUCUGCCUUGGUCUGUA
Molecule: messenger RNA, 1304 nt
Organism: Physcomitrium patens
Lineage: Eukaryota; Viridiplantae; Streptophyta; Bryopsida; Funariales; Funariaceae
Source: RefSeq, a predicted model, not a curated record